Molecule: messenger RNA, 878 nt
Organism: Solanum lycopersicum (tomato)
Lineage: Eukaryota; Viridiplantae; Streptophyta; Magnoliopsida; Solanales; Solanaceae
Product: WUSCHEL-related homeobox 3-like
Biological process (GO): plant organ development
Molecular function (GO): DNA binding; DNA-binding transcription factor activity
Source: RefSeq, a predicted model, not a curated record
UAGAAACCAAAGAACAUAUAUUACCUCAGAAACACACAAAACAAACAAAAAAAAAGAGUAAAAAGUUGUAUAAUAUUGAAUAUGCCUAGACCAAGAUGGAGUCCAACACCACAACAACUUAUGAUUCUACAAGAUUUGUAUAGAAAAGGUUUGAGAAAUCCAACAUCUAGUCAAGUACAAAAGAUAACAACUCAUCUUUCUCUUUAUGGAAAGAUUCAAUGCAAGAAUGUAUUUUAUUGGUUUCAAAAUCACAAAGCUAGGGACAGGCAAAAACUCAGAAAAGAAUUGAUGAUGCUUCACAAAAUCCACAAAAAUACUAGUGAUGAUGAUGUUCCUCAUCAAUUUCACACAACUCAAAACACCAAUAGUAAUCUUGAAUACAAUUUCCCUCCUAGUACUUUUCAUACACUUUACCCUCAAUCACCUUCCAUAUUGGUUCAUCAGGGUGAAGGAAAAGACACAUCAUCAUCAUCAACUCAAAUGAUGAACAACAUGGGGAAUGUUGAUUUUCCAAAGCAUUGUGUCAUAGAAAAUGGCAUGAUGAGAACAAAUGUUCAAGGUUGGAUCUUGAUGAUGACAGAUAUGGGCCCUAUUUCUAUUCCAUCUUGCAGUAGUAACAAGCCUCUUGAAACCCUAGAACUUUUCCCUAUUAAAGCCACUGGCAUUAAGGAAUAGGGCUAGCUAGUCCCAACAAUAUAAUAUAAUAUAAUAUUAUUUCUUGCUGAAAUAUUGCAAGUGUAAUUCUAUCUAGCUAGCAAAUAAUAAGUUUGUAGCAUUAAUUAGAAUAACUGAUGAUAUCAUGUGUGUUGGCUAAAAUGUUAGUUUAUAGUGUAGCUUGGACUCUAAUAAUAAUGUUAUCAAGUGUGCGUUGAAUUCUC